AGAGCGAACUCGCUCGCCUUUCUGGUUCUCCUCCUUGUUGUUCCUGUUGAAGGUGGAGACAGCAACAGCAUUGUUUGUGCAGACGCCUUCUUUUGAAAAAUCAUCUUCUGCUUCGAUACUCCUCCUUUGUUGUAGUCCUCAACGGAGGCAACUCUCCGCUGUUACUUCUCUUUCGCUUCUUGAUAUAUAGGUGUCUUCCUCCUUCUCGUAUUCUCCUUUGUUGUUGCUACUGUUGUCGCCUACUCCACACAAACCCACACAUAUAUAUAUAUAUAUAUAUAUUUCAUCUGCUAUUCUUUUGAUAUUUUUGUUUUAGCUCCUUCUCGCACAGAACACCCUUACAGCUCUCUCCCUCGUUGGUAUUGCUGCUGCCGCUGCUGUUGAUGCGGAUAGGGUUUCCUAAUGGACGUGAACACGCUGUGCACACACACACACACACACACACACGUGUAAGGCACUCACCUGCUAUUAUUGCAGUACGUAUUCACAGGAGAUACACGACGCGUACAACUACAUCUUAAAGCAAACAGCAAAGUAAGUAGAUAUAAUACAGUACAACAGCUAAAAAUGGAGAGCCACGCCGCGGCAUCCAUGUACAUCCCCUCUUCCAGAGUUCUGGCGCGGUUGCAGCGGAACGCCUCUGCCUCCCCAGCAUCCCCCAGCGCGCAGCUUCCCGACGCAAGCAGCUGCAUCCACGUCAGCUGCACCAACAACGUGAAAAAUGCAGAAGAUGCGUGUGUCGACCGCAGGGAGAUCCCUUCUGCAGCGUCCACCAACUCUCCUCCAUUUGUCGGGGGCAAGGCGGUGGCGACGUGCACGACGAGUCGUUCCGGCUCUGUCGAGGCAUCAACAUCAGCAGCAUCACCAACAGCAGCAACGCAAGCACAGCCUUACUAUCCCACUCGCUCUCCUCCUCCGCGUGCGAAAGCGGCGGAGGGGUACCGAAGCACUGCGAGCGCCACCACUGCUGUCGCACCGGCAUCGAUGCCGCCGAUGACGCUUCCUCUCGCAGAGUCGCCUGCGACAGCAACGACGGCAACUGUGGAAGAGAGACGAGAGACGGCAGACAGCGGUGUGAAAAAAGACUCAGUUGCGGCUGCGACGGCUGCUGAAGGGCCCUGCGCUUCACCUUCUGCGUCCGUGACACAGCAGCAACGGCUGCCAUCGUCGAGCACGUCUCCGGCAGCCCCGGCGCCGUCCACCUGGCUCCUCCCGAAGGACGACUUCGCCUACGUUUUUUCGGCCCUCACCUGGAAUAUUGAUCUUCUCCGAGUGCUGCUGCCGCACGCGCCGUGUCCUUUACGCUUGCCGGAACCGUCAGACCGACUCACUCAACCGACACUCUCGCAGGAUGCUGCUAUUUCUUGCGGUAGUGCGGCAGCCGGAGGUGAUGAUGAUGGCGGUGGAGGCGGUGCGGAUGGCGAGGAAGAAGCCACCGUCGGCGCAAGUGAGGGGCACCCCCUUCACAACGAAGAAGAGGAGAAGGAGGAAGAAGUGCAAAAGACGGGCCUUCACAACGGACACACGCCAGCAAACGCAGCGUCGGCUUCGGUGGUGAUGCCUCCUUCCAACUUCGCAGUAUCUUCCUCCAGCGCACCGCCGUCUGGCCGGCCGGCCGAGGCUGCCAGCCACGACACAGCGAAGGAUCCACUUCCGCAGAAGCGCACUCGCCUCGAUCGCCUCACCGCCGCCGCCAUCACAGCACCACCGGCGUCCGCCACGCCGACUCUCACGUGGUCGCAGUACCUGUUUCGCGGAAGCGCGCACCACCCAACCGGCACGACGCCGAUGACGACAGCGGCAACGGUGACGAGCCGUCGCACUCCGCCCAGCAGAACCCCCGCCGUUGCGGCGUCUACGGCAGUCGCGCCCUUAUCAUUGCCCCGCAGUCGCAGCGACGACACACCGCCGCGAUCAGCGCCGCCGACUGCAGCAACAGCAGCGACCUUCUCUUCUGCUCCCUCACCCUCGGCGAGCCGUCUCGCCACCGCCGUCACGCCCGCCCCGUCCAUCUUCCACGCCUACUACCUGCCCUCCCUGGAGGAGUUCCAGCGGGAACUGGAGGCGCAGCGGCAGCAGCGGCAGCACCGUCGGCGCGCCGUCGCCAACAAGACGUUUUUCUACUCCCCGACGCCGUCGGUUGUGUCGCCUGCGACGACAUCAGCGACAGCGCUUGCGCUGCUGGACGAUGAAGGUGAACUGCGCACACCGCCGCAGCGCACCGAGAGGAAUCGGAAUACCACUGCGGAUGCGAGAAACAACAACGGCAGCAACCCGACGACGUUGACGUCCAGUCGUCAUCGCAGCUGCGCCGCAGCGGUGUCCGUCUCCUCGCGACACCUCACGUCUGGUCUUCCCUCGCUGCGGCUGCGCCGGCACAUCUCGUCCGUCUCUUCGCUUGACAAUCUUUGUGGUCUAGACGACGAGAGCGGUGAGCUGCUCGGGGCCGCCGUCGGCCUGACCGGGGUGACGCCGCGGCAUCUGCACGGCAGCACCGACAACGACAACGGAGUCUCGCCGUGCGCUUCCCUGUGCUCUCGCCUCUCCUUCCAGCAGCAGCAGCCGUCAGCGAUGAUGAUGCGGGCAGCAGACCGACUACGCGCAUCCAUCGUGUCAUCGCCGUCGUCACUGCGUGACCCGCCGUCGCCAGCUAGCCAACUCGCGCGUCACAUUCUUCACCCCUCCGGCAUCAGCAACUCCAACAACAAUGGCGGUGGCGGUGGUAGUUUAGCGGUGAGGAAGAAGUACCUGAGAAGCGGCGGAGCGGCGGUUGGCGCAAUCUCGCACAGGAGCAGCAGCAGCAGCGACAGUGACGACCAUGUCGAUGACAGCGAUGGCGACAGCAGCGUCAGCGAAGGGGAGGACGGCGUGCACUGGCUGCGCGGACGCGGCGGAGAGAACAACAAGAACAGCAGCAGCAACACCAGCAGCGCCCUCCCCUCAUCCCCCGCCUCCCCGGUCACGAGCAUCGCGUCCAUGUCUUUUCAUAAAACGUGGUCCAGCACCGUCAGCGGGCGCGUCACACCACCCAGCAACGGCGGAAUCGGCGUGGGUGUAGGCGACGUACUCAACCUGGGGAUCAGCGAUAACAACGGAGGUGUCGCGCGAGCCAACGGAGGGGUCUGUGGCGGCUCGCGUCGUCGGAAGAAGAUGCUGCGCCGGCGCAAGGCUGCGCGCACGCACCGGCAGAGCACCCUGCGCGUCUACGUACCGUCCAUCACCGAAGGUCCAAAGGCGGCCUCCCUCUACACCGCACCAACAGCAGAGGCGCAUGAGUUGCUGCUGCGGCUGCAGCAUCGUGCAUCGGCGCUCACACGAAAUAACAACGGUGGAGGGACGGCUGCUGCGCCCGCCACCGCCACCACCACCACCACCUUCACGACGACGCUGACGCGUACGCCGCACCUCCAUCCCGGGCCACCGCUGCCGCUGCUUCUUCCUCCCUCCGCAACGCAGUGCACCGCAGCGGCGGCACAACGCGCCACCACCUCGACGGAGCGCCUGCUGUCGCCUUCCGUGUCAUCUCGCUUCAGGGGGCCCAUCAGCGGCGACAGCAACAACACCAAUUACAUGAAGGACGGAGAUGGUGGUCGCAGCGGGAAUGAGCAGCACGUCCUUCAAUGCUCACGGCUGCACACGCCUGCAGCCAUCAGCGGGGGGCUGGUGCCCGGGCACCACGCCACCUCCUCUCGCGUGAACAGCAGCAACAACAACGCUAGUACGACCAAAAACGUCAGCCACUCGUACCUCGCAGCGGCGCGUGCGUCGCUCACGUCUUCCGCGGCGUCUUCACUUGCACGUCCAUCACCGUCGCUUCCGCAUCUUCCGUCAUCCACGCCCGCUCACGACGCUGCUGUGGUGUCGGUGCAAACGUCUCCGGUUGCGUGUCAGCGGCCUUCCUCCCCCUCACUCAGCGACUCUUUCGUUUCAAUCCAGUCAGCGGUGGAGAAGCGCGAUGCUUACCCUUUUCCGCGAGGUAGUUGCGGUGGUGGGGAGUGCUGCGACCGCGCGAGUCUCAGCGACGCCGCCUUGGCGCACGUGGCAGACACGCCGCUGCCGUCGACGCCGGUGGAGCUGCCAAACUGGGUUCGUGAACGCUCUCUCUCCGCUUUGUACUACCAGCCCUGGGGUCUGGAGCUGCUCGCGCGCUACGAGCAGCAACAACAACAGGCUCGUCUUCAACAACAGCAGCAGCUACAGCAGCAGCAGCAGCAACAUCAGAUACACGUUUCGCAUCCGCACAACCGCCCUGUCACGCAGAGCACAGCACAUCUUCGGCGGUUACCGGGCUCAUCAUCAUCAACAACAGCAGUAGCAGCAGGGACGACCACAACACCGGUCUUGUCCUUCCAACGCAUCCAUGAGAACCACCACCACCACCCGCCGAACCACGUGGGCUCGACCUCGCUGCGCACGAGCCUCUCCUCCAUGACGUCCCCCACGCUCACGCCAAAGCUGUGCAUGAUGAGCAACAGAGGUGGAGGGGGCGGCAGCAGCGGCGGCGGCGGCUUUGCCUCGCGACGGCCGCCAGUUAUCACACCCGCUUCACUCGGCACAAUGCAAUCCGCAGUUUCUUCUUCUUCUGCCACUGUUGUCGGUGGUGCUGCCUCCUCCUCUACCACUAACAACGCCGCAUCUGUGCCACUUACAUCAGAAAGUGGGCCGCACGUUUCGUGGGCGGCGGCACUACGUCAGCCGCACGCGUGUGCGACGACGACGACGACGACAGCAAUGAGUAGUCGUCCAGCGGCGACGAAGACCGCGGUGAUCAGCGCAGCUGCUGCUGUGGGUGAUCACCACUCGCACUGCCACCCCACACCGGAUUGGCCGCCAGAGCUCUCCGCGGCGGAGGAACGGGAUGCCCGAGAGGAGGCGUAUUAUUUCUUUGGUCUCACCACGACCACCACCACCACCGCUGCGGCGGCUCUGCCAUUCCACGCACACACGAAUCACAACAACAGCCACAACAGCAGAAGAAACGCCGGGAGUGGCGGCGGUGUUGGCAGCAGCCGCGAUCGUCCGUCAUUCCCGACCGAAGGUGGAGAUGGGGCCGCUCCAGAAAACGUCGAGGGCGGAGAAGUGGAUCUGCACGCGCAGGGGAACGGAGGCAACAGUAAGAAUAACCGUAGUAACAGUAAUCACGAUCAUCAUAUCAGUGCGGCGACGACCGCAACGCCUCACGAGCAGCGCAGUUACGCGUGGUGGCCAAGUGACACCAUGGCGCACCUGCCGACCUUGUACUUAAGCCGCCAGAAGCGCUCCCGUCGGCGACUACGGACAGGCCAAGACGACGCCGCGACCACCACGCGCAGCAGCACGGCGCGGAAAGGGUCUUCCACGUCGGCGGCGGCGGAGCUGCAAAGCAAGCGUGCAAGCGCAAGGGCCGCAGCAGCAGCAGUGGCAGCAGCGUCAACAGCUCCAGAGGACGCGCAUGGCAGUGCGUCCGCCACGUCCUCGACCGAUGCACCAACAAGCUCCAGCGCCAAGCCGGCGGGCGCCGCGGCGGCGGUGACGUCGAGGGAUGAUUUGUUCUUGUUUGGUGACGCUUAUCGCCGCAAGAAGGCGGCGCAGCUUUUCUAUCCCCCGCCGCCUGCCCCGUGGACAGCCGCGUCCAUGACAGCGGCGCAACGACGUACCUGCCAGAAGGCGGAGCAGGCGAGUCGGGCACCCGCUCCACCUCCUCCUACCCUUCUUGCAUCGGCCGCCACGGUGUUCGUUGCGCAGCAACAGGACCAACAGCACGAGGAGAAGACCGCGAAUCUGGUGGAAGACGAGCAGCAGCAGCAACAGCAGCCAUCGAUGCCGCACGUGUCCGCAGUCGCUGUCGGCAAUCGAGAACCCGCAAGCGAGGACGACGAUAAUGACGGCUUCACGCUCGCCGCCGCAACUGUGUCCACCUCUUCACCUUCACAGCAGCAACAGAAGCCGCUGGCGCCGGACGUGGAUAUUAACUUCUUUCUCCAGAAGUUUCUUCGCGCGGUCCUGCUGGUUGUGAUUACGCAGGUUCGCCUUCAGCAAGAGCAGCGGGAGCACCAGCAGCAGCAGCAGCAACGGCGACACGACAUGGCCUGCCCGGUGAGUGCGUACCUGCUCGACACCUCACCUCCAUCGUGCUUUUCUCCUUUCGUCGGCCACCCACCCAGCGAAGAUAUCGCGGACGAUGUCGUGGUCGACAGCGGCAGCGGUAGCAGCAACGGGUUGUCGGCCGAGGAGCGCCGUGCGCUCGUCUUUGUGCGCUACCACAUGAGCGACUUCAAAGCGAUCAUCACCACCUACGUGAUGCGGGAUGCAACGGAAGUUGCACGGCGCUCUGUCCAGUCCGUUCUGACCGACGACCUCGCAGACGAAGCAGCAACAGCAACGUCGGACCCUCCACUUGCGAUCACUCGUACCGCAAACGAAGAAGGAAAGAGGAGCCGCGCGGAUGACGACGAUUACGUCGUCGGUGCAGGUUCGCGCUCGAGUGACCCGCUGCUUCAACGACGUGUGUUGGAAGGCUGUCUUAACGCGUCGCGGGUGAACACCGUGUACGAGGCCGCCGUGCACGCCGCUGGCUACGCAGACACUCCAACUCCCAUUGCCAGUACCGCCUUGGACGACGUGGAGGCCCUGCACACUGCGCAGGUGUACAUCAGCGGCAAGGACGCUGCCUGGCAGCCCUUGUGGCUGGAACUGCUGCAGGUGAGUCGCGUAGUGCAGUGCUACAGCGAUGGCCCGCUGCAGUCCACAAACAGCAGCAGCAGCAGCCGUAAUGGUGGUGGUACGUCCUCCGCAGCAUCAGCAGCAGCUGGCACGACAGACACCCCGCAGCAGCAUUUGCUAGCAAGUUUAGAGAGGUUUUUAGCACAGCCGACGUUACCGCUGCUGCGGGCCGGAGCAGAGGCUGCCGUACGCCUUCUCGAGCCGGCGCAAGCCGUAGCGGCAGCGCAGAUGACCGCGGAAAGUGAGGCGUUUCGGCGCUAUCUGUUGACGCGGUACCUGCGCGACGUGACAGGGCCGGCGAAUACGGCGGUGGCCGCCUCGCGCGUCGCGCCGCACAGUGCGAGCGCGCCCGCCAGCACCACGUCUGAUCUGACCACCACCAGCCAUCCGUUCUCCCCACCCGCACAGCAGCAGCAGCAGCAGUCCGCGCCACCCGGCCCUGCUCGCCCCUGCACCUCUCUCUUGCAGCCGUUGACGUGGUGCCCGUACGCGUACAUGCCGGGCACCGCCAGCCCCUACGCGGAGAGCGCCGAUCCGCAGUCGACGCGCAUCACGCCGGCGCAGGCCGCCAGCGCAUCCGCUAUGACGCUCUACGUCGCGACGCUGCCGCUCAGCGGUCGGCUGAUCUGGAAGUGGGUGAUCCCGGCGGAGGACACCGACUCCUUCAACCUGUCCGUUUUUUUCCAAUCGUCGCUGUUCACCUUCAUGCAAGGCGGCCCACUGCCGAUGCCUACGAGUGUGCCUGUGAUGAGCAACAGCAGCAGCACGACGACGAUCAGCGGAGGCCCUACUACGAACACCGGUGCAAGCAAUUUGAUGGGUACAACACACUCGCCGGUGUCAUGGCUGCCGCAGCCACCACUACCAGCAGCAGCACAGCCGGCGAUGCUCCCGUCCUGUUGCACGUGGCCGCCGAUGCUGGCCGCGAGCAUAGACGCUCGUCUGCGGCAGGACGCUUCACGUAAUGCGUGGGGUGGCGGUCCUCCUCCGUGUUCCUGCGGGGCCUCAAAUCGAUGUGACAGUGGUCGUGGUCGUCGUGGUAGCAGUAGUCGUAGCAACCACGAUAGUGGUCUCGCGCACUCUGCAGAGGUGUUUGAGGAGACGGAAGUGACGCUGGUGCACUGCUCCGCAGGCAUGCACCGCUCCUGCGGCAUCCUCGUUGCGUUCCUGCUGUGGCUGCUCUAUCAGUGUCGGCAGGUCCUGGCGGAGGAGCGGCGAUUGAAGGUGCACAACGACGUGCCUGGGCAUCGGCAGCGGGAUUUAGACAGCGCAAUGGCAGCCGAUCUUCUUCGCGGCCCUGCGUGUUGCAGCACACCGAAGCGUGAGGUGGAGGAGGAGGAGGAGGAGGAGCAGAAGUCGAAGCCCGGCCUGCCGCUACCUCCAUCCGCCUCGUCAUUCCUUUCUUCGGCUCUUCCUCGAAAGGUGGGAGCUGAGGACGGCGUCAACGCGGGCAACGAUGCUGCCCCGGCGAUGACGACGGACGGCACCGCUUUAGUCACAAGCCGUCUGCUGCAACGAUGUAUCCAACACGUGCAGAAGCGGCGUAGCAUCGCGGUGCCCAUCCGCACGGUGCAGUGCCUGCUGCAGUCCUUUGCGAAUGAGCUUCAACUGAGCUAA
Molecule: messenger RNA, 8319 nt
Organism: Leptomonas pyrrhocoris
Lineage: Eukaryota; Euglenozoa; Kinetoplastea; Trypanosomatida; Trypanosomatidae
Exons: 1
Coding region: 568-8319 (2583 amino acids)
Source: RefSeq, a predicted model, not a curated record